CGCAGUGCGGAGCGGUUGAUGGCAAUGUCUCACUGCUCUGCUCUCCUCUCCACGGCUGCUAAAGUCAACCUGCUGGUUCUGCUGGUCUCUGCGGUGUUUUCCUGGCCGAGCUUAAGCGACAGAGUUCCUGAGUUUGCCCUUACGAAAAUAGAAGAGAGCGACAUAAAAGAUGACAGCGGGACAGAGCCAGUAACAGAAGAUGAAGCUGAUCCUGAGGACUUAGAAGUGUUCUACCCAACACAUCAAUGGCAAAUUCUCCAUCCAGGUCAAGCUGUUCCUGCAGGGUCGCAUGUACGAUUAAAUCUGCAGACGGGAGAACGAGAAGCCAAACUCGCAGGCGGCGAAAAUGGAAAAAGUGACGUGAGAGAAGAGAAAAGGAGGAAAAGGCUGGGCAAGAUGGAUAUUGACUCAAAUUCAUUCACGUCACAGGAGCUCAAAAAGGCUUUGGCUAAAAUGAAGGAAAGUGAGAAGACAGAAAGAAUGGCCCGCGAGGAAGAGGUGAGGAAGAAAUUUCGUCCCAUAGAGGAGCUGAAGGAGGAGUUUGAGAAGCUGAACGUGAAGCUGGAGACAGACUAUGAGAUCAUGGUCAAACUAAUCAGCAAAUUCAACAGCUCUGCUUCGACGCUGGAUGAAAAAGUAGCGGCACUCUAUGACCUUGAAUAUUAUGUUCAUCAGGUGGACAACGCCAAAGACUUCCUCUCCUUGGGAGGACUUCAGCUGGUGAUUAAUGGGCUGAACAGCACGGAGGCCGUAAUCAAGGAACACGCUGCCUUCGUGCUGGGAGCUGCGCUGUCCAGCAACCCCAAAGUGCAGAUCGAGGCGAUCGAGGCGGGGGCGCUGCAGAAGCUCCUGGUUAUUUUGGCUACAGAGCAGCCCCUGGCCGUCAAGAAGAAGGCUCUCUUUGCCCUGUCCUCGAUGCUGAGACACUUCCCCUAUGCCCAGCAGCAGUUCCUCAAGCUUGGUGGCCUUCAGGUCCUCAGGGACUUCUUCAGGGAGAAAGGCAUGGAGGCCCUCUACGUCCGCGUGGUGACGCUCCUCUACGACCUCAUCAUGGAGAAGCUGCUGCUGGAGGACUCUCCGGACGGGGAUCACACGCAAGAGAAAAKGGAGCAGUACCAGCAGGUGCGGCUGGUGCCGGCGGUGGUGGAGCAGGACUGGUGCACCAUCGUGGCCAACCUCCUGGCCGUGCCUGAGCACGACACUCGCGAGAAGGUGCUGCAGACAGUGAGGGUGCUGCUGCCCUUCUGCAAGGAGCGCUACUGGGCCGACACACACCUCGCUACCRCGCUGCACCAGCUGCGCCACCAGUACCAGGAGCUGGCGGCUCAGGAGCUCCGUGAAGGCGACAGCGAGGGCUACUUCAAGGARCUCCUUGGCUCUCUAGACACCGUCAUUCAGGAGUUGGGAGCAAAGUAGCUGCUGUUUCACUUCGAUUCCAAGUUCAGCAGUGCGGAUUUGGAUGGUACGCGUGUAAAUGCACUUUUGAAUAAAUUGCGGGGCUAAAUGGGAUCUCCCCACCACCAA
Nothoprocta perdicaria is the source of this 1524-nucleotide messenger RNA. RefSeq names its product SIL1 nucleotide exchange factor (gene SIL1). Lineage: Eukaryota; Metazoa; Chordata; Aves; Tinamiformes; Tinamidae. The coding region runs from base 19 to 1416 and encodes 465 amino acids. The record is from RefSeq and is a predicted model, not a curated record. The transcript has 10 exons.